Nymphaea colorata (pocket water lily) is the source of this 1183-nucleotide messenger RNA. Its product is annotated as cytochrome b561 and DOMON domain-containing protein At3g25290-like. The record is from RefSeq and is a predicted model, not a curated record. The coding region runs from base 8 to 1183 and encodes 391 amino acids. The transcript is spliced from 3 exons. NCBI's taxonomy places the organism in Eukaryota, Viridiplantae, Streptophyta, Magnoliopsida, Nymphaeales, Nymphaeaceae.
CGCAGCCAUGGAGUCCUCGUGCCUCCACCCUCGCUUCCCUCCAACCCUAGCGUUCCUCUUCUUCCUUCUUUUCUGCAAGGCGACACCUGGCUCCUCCCAGCAAUGCCUCUCCCAGACAUUCCCCAAGGGCCGAUCGUUCGACCACUGCGAGGACCUUCCCCAACUCGGCGCGUUCCUCCACUGGUCCUUCCGCCCUUCCAAUUCCUCCCUCAACCUCGCCUUCGUCGCCCCGCCGGCUACCCCCUCCGGCUGGGUCGCAUGGGCCCUCAACCCCGUGGGCCAGGGAAUGAUCGGCGCUCAGGCCCUGCUUGCCUUCCGGGGCGCCGACGGCGGCAUGGCUGUCGAGACAUUCAACCUCUCCGGUUACAACUCCGUCCAGCCGUCGCCCAUAAGCAUGGAGGUCUCUGGGUUGGAAGCCGACGUCUCAGGCAGGUUGAUGAUGAUAUUUGCGACGGUUCAUGUGCCGUCGAGGAAGACUUCCAUCAACCACGUGUGGCAGGUUGGAGGGUCGAUGGUGGGUUCCAAACCGGGCGUUCACAGGCUCGAACGUCCGAACCUGAGCUCUAAGGGCAGACUCGAGUUACAGUCUGCGAAGAUGAUCUUCUCCGCCGGGACUGCAGGUUCGCUGGAUCGCGAGAAUUCAAUUUCUGCCACAGAUGCUCCGAUACGUAUGAAGCAUAUUCAUGGCGUACUGAGUGGUAUAAGUUGGGGAAUUCUGCUUCCGAUCGGCGCCGCGCUAGCUUUCGUCCCGUCCCAGCGGCCUGUGAAUCGAGCAUGGUCUUGCGCAUUCCUGUGUUCCCAAUCAUUUGCGUACUCCAUUGGGAUCGUUAGCCUCUUCGUUGGAAUUCAUCUCGGAAGUAAAUCUCUUGAAGUUGAACACUCCACCCACCAGAAUUUGGCGUGGAUACUCCUCUCCUUAUGCGGCCUACAGGUUGCACUUUGCCUUUGGAAGCCAAAGGAAGAGAACUCCAAGGCCGUGUUGGCUUUCCUUCACAAACUGAUUAUAGUUGCUGCGGCUGGCGUGGGAGUUGCCAAUGUGUUCAUAGGCUUCAACAUCCUCAGGCCUGGAGAAAUCUGGAGGCGCGCAUACAUCUCCCUCCUUGCCGCCAUGGGCUUGUUAUUCUGUGUUGUGAAAGUUAUUCUCGUUGCGAGGAAGAAACACGGUGAAAAUUUAAACCCCUGA